This is a messenger RNA of Neospora caninum, 6648 nucleotides long. RefSeq lists its product as hypothetical. Bases 1 to 6648 code for a protein of 2215 amino acids. The transcript is spliced from 20 exons. Gene Ontology annotation, molecular function: 5'-3' DNA helicase activity; single-stranded DNA binding; ATP binding. Gene Ontology annotation, biological process: DNA-templated DNA replication. NCBI's taxonomy places the organism in Eukaryota, Apicomplexa, Conoidasida, Eucoccidiorida, Sarcocystidae. The record is from RefSeq and is a predicted model, not a curated record.
AUGUCGGAUGCGUCCUCCCGCUCUGGCGCCUGCUUUGCUGUCUCAAAUUCCGCGUCGCCGUCUACCUUCGUUUCUGCUUACUCUACCAUCCACAACGCCGCGUCGCUUAGCGCGUACUUGCUUCGGAAGCGCCUCGAGUUUGUCGAGCAUCCGAACAAGUUCACUCUCAAAUUCUGUCCAAACUGCCCGGACCACAAACACCGACGGGACAACCUGUUCAAACUCGAAGUCUUCAAAAACAGCGGGAACUGCUACUGUCACCGGUGCGGCUGGAAAGGCUCCUUCUUCGACUUGAAGACAAAACUGGGUGACCUGAAUCCACAGGACGUCCUCGCCGCGCUCCAGGCAACCGGGGGCGGCCCUCGCGGGUGUACGUACACCCCAGGGCCAUGGGAGGAAGUCCAACGGAGCCCGAACGGCUUCACGGACAGUGGAGCGCCAGGUGGAGGUUUCCUGGGAUCGGGAAUCGGCAGCAGCUUUUCCUUCGGCAGCCCGUCGAGGGGGUUCGAAGGGGCUCUCGGCGCGGACGGCCGGAUUCCCCCCGUCCUUGGCUGGGGACAGGAGCAACCCAACGGGGACCGGUAUCAUCCUCGAUUUGAAUCGUUCGCGGAGAACCUCGAGAGCGCAGCAGCCACCCGGCGAGAAAAGGGAGGCGAGCCCCCAACGGAAUCGAACAGCAAAAAGACACGAACCAGAAAGGCAACGUCCGAGACCGAAGGUUCCAACAGCGAAGCGCAUUCGCAGGACCAUGAAGACCGGGAUGGCUGCGGCCAACGCGUUCUCCAAUAUCUAACCGACAAACGAGGCAUGACACUGGAAACGCUGCGCGCAUACGGAGUCGGGUGCGUCAGCUUGUAUUUUCCUCCGCUGGACGCGAGCGCCAAAGGCCCACCUCCCAAAUGGGAGAGCCACGACUGCGUGACGUUUCCGUGGCAGGUCUGCUCGGACCCUUCCCAGAGCGCCUCUACAGAAGCCGAAGUCGCUGCAGCCUUCGAGCGUCAGCCGUCUUGCAGCCGGCCGGUCUCCGCGAGGACGCGCUUGCUGCGGUCGCGCGGCGCCUCGCAGAUUUCUUCUGAGCGAGACGGGAGUGGGGCCGAACCGUCCGCUCCGACUGCGUCCAUCGUGCGCGUCAAGGCGCGCAGCAUCACGGAGAAGAGCUGCAUGCGCUUGCUGCCUGCGGGCGGACAAUGGGGACUGUUUGGCGCCGGGACUGUGCCGGCUGAGGCCGACACGGUGGUUGUGACGGAGGGCGAAUUCGACGCCAUGAGUGUCUUUCAGCAGACCGGCCUUCCGGCAGUUUCCGUUCCCAUGGGGGCGCACUCGUUGCCGGUCCAAGUCUUGCCCUUCUUCGAGAGAUUCAAAAAAAUCAUUUUGUGGAUGGACGAGGACGCCGCAGGCCGCGAAGGCGCGGAGCUCUUUGCCUCGAAGCUCGGCAUCGGCCGAUGCUACUUGGUUCGAGGUUCGGUGGUGUUUGACGCGCUCCUCCGGGCGGGCUCUGAGUGUCUCGCCUCUGCCGAGUCGACGCGUGGAGAAGAAACCGGCGAGCGGAAAAGGCGGAAAGCUGCAAAGGACGGCAAGCAGAAGCGCGAGGAUGAGGCGAAGGAGCAACCGCGAGAUGGCGAUGGCGUUGCCUUGGCGGCCGAGGAAGGCCGAGAGGAUCCGGGACCGCAGGAUGCGCAGGCCUGUGGGCUUCCGGAUUUGCGCGGAGGCGUCCCGAAGGACGCGAACGAGGCGCUUUUGCGCGGCUUCGACUUGCGACUUUUCAUCGACAGCGCAGCGCCCAUUCCGCACUCGCAAAUCCUCACCUUCAGGGACUUGCGAAAUAGCGUUUUCGAUGAAGUGAUGAAUCCAGGCCGCGUUAGGGGCGUGCCGAGCGUCACUCUGCCGGCGUUCACGAGACUCCUCGGAGGUUUGCGUCGAGGCGAGCUGUCGGUGUGGACCGGCGGAACGGGUAUGGGGAAGACAACCAUUCUGUCGCAACUUUCUAUAGACUUUUGUUUGCAAGGACUGCCGACGCUCUGGGGAUCCUUCGAGGUAAACAACGUGAGGCUGUUGAAGACGAUGCUGCGACAGUUUAGCGGCGGCGAACUGGAUGGCGACCGUGCGCGGUUCGACUUUUUCGCGGACAAGUUUGCGAGUCUCCCUCUGUACUUUCUCAAGUUCCACGGAUCGACGGACGUCGACGAGGCAAGUGCCAGAGAAAAAGCUCGGGAAGCGCAUCCUCAGUUGAGACCCACCCGCGCCUGUUCCGCCCUCGAGCCGCUCGUGAAAUCCGUCCAACGCCACGCCGAGGAGCUGGUUGAGUUUUGCGAGGCGCCUCAGGCCGUCCGGGACGCGCGCUCGCGCCGAGCCACGACCGCGCCCUUACACGUGCCUGCAGUGUCGCGAUCUCUCUGGGAAGGCCCGUGUCCGCCCCGAUGGAGCUUCUUGGCGCGUGUUUGCGAUGGAAACGGAAGGCUUCGCGGCGGGUUUGGGAUCGCGCAAAACGCGGAAGUCAUCGACGCCAUGGACUACGCGUGCUACGUUCUGGAUGUUGGACACGUGAUUCUCGACAAUCUGCAGUUCAUGCUGAGCGGACAGGCGCGAGGCCACGAAGUGUGGGACAUGCAGAACUCAGCGAUCGAGAAGUUUCGGCGCUUCGCGACGACCAAGAACGUCCACAUCUCCAUUGUCGUUCAUCCGAGGAAAGAGGACGACGACACGCCUCUGGGCCUCUCCAGCGUCUUCGGUUCGGUCAAGUCUACACAGGAGGCAGAUAACGUCGUCAUUCUGCAGCGUCGCCGGCGCAGCCCGACCGGUCAUGCUGCGACAGCUUCUCGGUCUGGAUCUCGUCGCGGGGGCGCAGGCCUGGAGGGCUCAGCCUCGCCUCCGGGAGACAGCGCGCGGACGACGAACUAUCUGGAGCUCCGGAAAAACCGUUUUUCCGGCGAACUGGGAAACGUGCCGUACGUGUUCAACAAGAACAGUCUCACGAUUCGAGAGCUUUCGACGUCCCAAGUCGACGCAGAGGACGAGGCGGCUCUUCGGGCAGCUCUCAGCCCCCCUGACGGAGAAUGCCGCUCUUCUCGGAAAAGGGCGAAAGGCGCGGACCGGCCUGAUGCCUUUCCGCGUGAAGAGCUCGACUCGGGCAGUCCCGGUCUCCCCGAGGGCGAAGCUUCGAGCCUAGACCUCGACUCCGCAGGGCCCGCCGUGAUGGCCCACGCGUUCGAUCAGCUGCAAAGGCAGUGGACAGAUUCCCAAGCGCGCGGCACGGAACUGCGGAGUCUCCUGGCUCCGAAACGCGGAAGCGGCGGGUUUUCAGGGAGUUCUUCGUGCCAGCGAACCGCGGGGCCUUACGCGUUUCAAGUCUCCGCUCCCGGCGUAGCGCCCAGAACGUCUACCGCAACCUCCGGUCUGCUUCAGCAUUCCCCCUCGACCCCCGGCUCGUUUUCGUCCGUUCCUGGGCCGCCGCAGUCGCCCGCGAAUGCGUUGCAUGCAGCGCCGGCGUCAGCCGCUCCGCCUGGGUCUCUAUCGCUCCGCAGUCCGAGCUCCCCGGUGCCCCCGCAGCCGGCCGCGACUGCUCAGAUCUCCGUUGCCUCCGAAAAGCUCCAGGACCUCGUUUCCGCGCCGGAAGAUCCCGCGCCCCAAUCCUCGGCUGCGCUGUCGACAGCCAGCGGGGACACCGCGGCGCCGCGCACCCCUGUGCGCUCGCAGCCCGCUUUCGUCUUGUCUCCAGAGAGUCCGAUGCCGUUGCUGCGGGAGCUCGCCAGUGCGUUGCCCCUCGCUGAGCCGGUCAAGCUGAGCGGACCCAGCAGGACGAAGGCUGCUGUCUACGAAGACUUGCGGCGUGUCAUUGAAAAGCACCCGCAGAUGAAACGCAUCGCGGCUGCGGUCGUGAAAGACUUUGAGAAGAAGCAAAAGGAGAAGGCGGAGCGAGUGAAGAGCGGGAAAGACUCAGGAGCCGCGAACGCGCCAGCGAGCGACGCGUCGGGCGGCGAGGGCGACGCGAGAGGCUCGGCAGGGACGAGCUCGCAGAACGGAGGCAGCGGCGGCCGCGAGCCUCGCUCGCCUCCCGGUCCGGACGGCGGCGCUUCCCUGUCGCUCGACGACGCGCCUGGGUUGCGCCUGACGCUGCGUCAGGACGGAGAAGAGGAGGCUGAAAACCCAGUUGUCAAACUCGUCCCUGCGCAAGAGGUGCUCGGCCCCGUCCCCCCGGGCGAUUCUUUUCUGGGCGAGAGCGCCGAGGGCGCCGCUCGCAGACCUGGCACCGGCGACGCAACCCACGUCCACGGCGACGCGUGUCGACUCCAAGUCGCUCAACCGGUGGAGCCGCCGUCCGACUACAUCCGAUCCGACUUUAUUCUUGUUGACUCUGCCUGCAAGAUGCAACAGCUCGCUCCCUACCUCUAUCGCAUUCUGCAGACGCUCCACCCGAACGACGCACGAUACACGGCAGGAGGAGCGCCCAGCCAAGCGGAGACGGGCGAGGGUCCGGGCGGCGACGCGGAAACGGCGGGUGCCGCGUGGGAUCGAGGCCGAGGACCUAGUCCACGAACCGACUCUUCUGGCGAACGAAACGAGGAAUCCGGAGUUUGCCUCUCCAUGGGCGUCGACGUCGAGACAACCGGACUGGACCCAUACAGUGCGCGCGUGCGUCUUCUGCAGCUGGCCUUACCUGAUUUCCCCACUCUUCUGUUCGACCUUUUUGCGUUGCCUGUCUCGUCGCCGUCGCUCCGGGCCGUGCGCCUGCUGCUGGCGUCGCCCCGCAUUCGGAAAGUUUUCCACAACGGGAAAUUCGAUCUCUGCUUCCUCGCGGCCGCAGGCCUCGGCGGUCCUCAGUCUCGGCCCGCGCCGCGUACGGCUGAGCCUAACGAGGCUCUGGGGAAGCCAGAACGGUCUCCGCCUGAAGGCGACGUCGCGUCGGCCGAGCGCCCUCCCGGGGGAGGCGCGACGCGCCCCAAAGCAGGCACCGAGACGCCUGGGGCUUCCGAAGGCGCGGCGGAGCAGGAGGCAACUCCCACACAGUCGGCGGCCGCCGAAGCGCAUGCAGUUCCCCUGCUGGAUGCGGCGGUGCUGGGCGAGCGUCCGGAAAUCGGUGCGCUGCAGAGCGACGGGGGGGUGUACGUGAGCGGCCCGAUCUUUGACACUUUGAUUGCGGCGAAAGUCGUGGAGGCGGGAGUGAUGGGGACCGGGUUCAAACUGCUCCAAGUCGUCGAGCGGUUCUUGGGCGUGCUCAUGGACAAGCGCAUGCAGGCGAGCGACUGGAGUUCCCCGCACCUCUCGCAGGAGCAACUUCUCUACGCCGCCAGGGAUGCAGCCGUCAUGUUGCCGCUCCAGCAGCGCCUGCAGCGGAAACUGGAGGCGUACGACCUGCAGGAAGUCAUGGACGUGGAGAUGCGGUGCUUGCGACCAGUGGUGGCGAUGGAGUUGAACGGCAUGCAGAUCGAGCAUGCGCGGUGGAAGGAGCUGGAAGCGCAUCUCCGCAAAGAAGAAGUGAAGGCGAGGAAACGCCUCGCUGCGGAAUUGCAUGUGGACGAGACCACCGUAAACUUCAACUCGCAGAAGCAAAUGCUGGAUGCGCUGCGUGCGAUUGGCAUUCCGUCGCCGCCUCCAGAUCGACCGGCGUCGCGGUCUCGCGGCGCUCGCCCUUCGGCCUUUUCAGAGCAACGCGGUCUCGGUUUUGAUCAGCCGGCCGAGUUGGAGGACACCCUGCUGAAAGACACCAGCGACGGGACGCUCGCGCGUCUCACACAGUACCCCGCAGUCCAGGCGUUGCGCGACUACCGCAAGGCAGCCAAGGCAAUCACGACCUUUGUGGACAAACUGCCACAGCAUAUCAAUUCCGUCACAGGGAAAAUCCACUGCAGCCUCCACCAGUGUGGUGCAGGCAGCGGUCGCUUCAGCUGCGACUCGCCGAAUCUCCAGCAGAUUCCGCGUGAGCGCCGGUUCCGCGCGUGCUUCGUGCCGUCGGCGAAAGUUGCCGGUCGCCCCGGAAAGUUCAUCAUUGCAGAUUUCUCUCAGAUCGAACUCAGAAUCGCGGCGGAUCUCGCGUGCGACGAGCGCAUGAUCGAAGCCUAUCAAAAGGGUGAGGAUCUUCACAAGUUGACGGCUUCGUUGAUUUUGAACAAGCCUGCGUCGACGCUGUCAAAGGCGGAUCGUCAGCUGGCGAAGGCUGUGAACUUUGGCCUUAUCUACGGCAUGAGUGCCGAUCGGUUCAGAGGCUAUGCGUCCAGUGCGUACGGAGUGCAAAUGACGCCGCAAGAAGCCCGCGCCUUCCAUGCAAAGUAUUUCAGCAGCUACGCCGGGAUUACUCGGUGGCACCAGCGCCAAAAGGCUGAGCAACCGAGAGAGACUCGGACGCGCGCAGGGCGCAGAGCACUGUUUGAUUACUUUGCCUUCACCAAGUCUCUCAACUAUCCUAUCCAAGGCACGUCGGCAGACAUAACAAAAGAGAGCCUGGUGAGGCUUCAAGACAAACUCGCGCCUCUCGGCGGUCGCCUGGUCAUGUGUGUCCACGACGAGAUCAUCGCGGAAGUCCCCGAAGACAAAGCAGAAGAGGGCUUGCGAAUCCUCAUCGAAACGAUGGAGGCCGCGGGGAACAAAUUUCUUCGCUUCGUCCCGUGCGUCGCGGAGGGUGCAAUCGCCGACAGCUGGGCGGACAAGCCUUAG